CCGAUCCCCAAUAUAUUUCAGUCAAGGACACCCCCCCCUUCAACCUUGCUCACCCGUGCUGCCGCUGGCACUGUCACGGUCACCAGUCAUCGAGGCCGCCGCCCCCAUUUUUCCCCCAUCUAACGAGGGUGAAGGGCCCUGGAGUGGCGUGAUCUCAUAACUCUCACGCCCAAGACACCCCUGGCGGUCUCGAAGUCGGCACCCCUGCCCCCCACCACCCUUUUGUCCGUGCUGCCCCUGUUUUUAACGACACAGGGCGUCGAUUAGGCCGCAAGAGGGCCGUCUCACAUGCAAACAUAGAGCGAGCUGCCCCCGUUUCGCUGUCCACGCCGCGCCCGGUGAAGAAGCGGGCUGCCAUCAUCUUUUUAUUAUUUUGUCUUCGCCGAGAUUCCAGAGUGUCACCAAAAUGGAAGGUGGACCCACUCCAAGAACUUUCUGACAAGCGCCGACGUUGGGUUGGUUUGCACCUUCGCCGGGACUGGAUUUGCUUGAAAAUGAAUAAAAACAGGACCGACUGCCCGUCGUCUGCCUGGCGGUCCUCCCUCUUUUUUCUCUCCUUGUUUUCCCAUCGUUGUUUUUUCCCUUCGUGCCGUUGUGCCUGGAAUGUCUGUCGUCGUUUUUCCGGUACCACCUGACUGAACCGCAGUCUCGUUUCUCUUGCCUUAGAGCUUUCCUCUUCCCCAUCUCCAAGACCAAAGGCUCACGCCCCUCCCCCCUGAAAGCCCACGCCCCCCAGCCUUCAGCCAAGUGCGACAUCGGACCGGACCGGGUAUCGCCUUCCCGCCCAAGACUCCAAACCCUGCCGACACGAGCCGCAACGCGUGCCAGUCGCAGAUCGCGGGAUCGCUCCGGUCUUGAACCCCAACUCGACCUCUCCUCCAUCCCGCUCCCGGAUCCCAAAACCAAAACCCAUCCCGCCGCCAAGAUGGUCUUCAUCACGCGCCUCAUCUCCAUGACCAACUUCGCCGUCGCCAGCUCCGCGCUCGGCUUCCAGGUCUUUGUGCUGUACCCGUGGCACAAGGAGCUCGACGCCAGCUUCGAGGAGCUCCGGAAGGAGCACCUCAAGGUCCUGGCCGCCGUCAGCGGCGGUCGCGUCAUCACGAGGAAGGAGGGCGAGGCCAUGCAGCAGCGCGUCAGCCGCGAGCUGGCCCAGCACAUGCAGGGCGAGCACAAGAGCUGGUGGUCCCAGUACUUUGCCCGCCACUGAAGGGCUUGACCCCGGGCUCGUCCGCGCACUACCUCUACACAUGCAGAACUGCACCAACUGAAAGCCAGUUCCUCUCCUACGUCUUGCCUACGAGCACCAUGGAAUUACAAGAGUAUAGACUAGACGACGCACGACACUCCAGGCACUGGUAUUGAGAAGAUAGUUUUUGCUUUGGACUAUAUAUAUUAACUUGAUUUUAAUGUUGCACAAUGUUUUAUUGCGA
Gaeumannomyces tritici R3-111a-1 is the source of this 1430-nucleotide messenger RNA. RefSeq lists its product as hypothetical. Bases 926 to 1207 code for a protein of 93 amino acids. Lineage: Eukaryota; Fungi; Ascomycota; Sordariomycetes; Magnaporthales; Magnaporthaceae. The record is from RefSeq and is a predicted model, not a curated record. The transcript is spliced from 2 exons.